AUGGUUGGCCAGCCUGCGCAUUCGCCUUGUGCGUUGGAGGUUGUUUGCUCAAGGACGACUUGUGGCGACGAGCUUUUCCUGUGCGGUGGGCACGAGAUUCUCGGCGCUUGGGAGGUCGGACGAGCUCUGAAGCUUUACACACAGAAGGAGUCCUUUCCAGUAUGGAAGCUGCAGCUCCCUGCCUCUCUCGCAGGGGAAUUUAAGCUUCUAGUGAAACGACGGAAUGGCAAUAUCGAGUGGGAGGGAGGCGAGAAUCGUUUCUGGCCUUCCCCCCUGCCCUCCGGACCCGGCGGGCGGAUUCAUCUCCGCUUCGGGGAGCCGGGCUUGGAUGUGUACGCCACUGAGGUGCCCAAAGGGUCGGUUUUCGACGAUGCUUCGACGUCGCUCCCUUCGGGCUCGCCUUGGUCGUCUCCUUCGUCGGAAAGCCGCCCGAUGCUUCCAUUAAAGCGGCACCGUACGAAGAGUGACUGCGUCAGAUCACGGCUCAUCCAUGCUACUUCACUAGCGGACAUCACCCAGAAGGCCUGCAUAUGGGACCGCUACGAACUUGAGGACACCACUCUCGGCGAGGGUGCUUUCGGCACGGUGCGCAAGGCCCGAGAUCGAUCGCUUGGCACCAUGCGGGCUGUUAAGCGCAUCGACAAGGCAAAAUCCUUCGCGCUGGAGGACGUCCGCAAGGAGAUCGAGAUGCUUCGUGAGAUGGAUCAUCCCAGCAUUGUGAGGCUUUAUGCCGCAUACGAGGACAGCGUGAGCAUCUACCUUGUGAUGGAGCUGUGCGAAGGUGGAGAGCUCUUCGACCGCUUAAUCGAGGAAAGCCAUCUUACAGAGCCAGCGGUCCAGACCAUCAUGCGACAGGUUUUUGGUGCGGUGGCACAUUGUCACGACAAGCACAUAGUUCAUCGGGACUUGAAGCCAGAGAACUUUAUCUUGCAGAAGCGUGACGCCCCUGUAGACAAGAAUCCUCUGAAACUGAUCGAUUUCGGACUGGCCGAGCAUUGUGAACCGGGAGACUUCAUGCACACAGCCUUCGGAACCAUCCUCUACGUUGCACCCGAAGUCUUGCAGCAGCAGUACGACCGUGCUUGUGACAUCUGGAGCUGCGGUGUGAUGAUGUACUGUCUGCUGUGUGGAUCGCCACCGUUCCAUGGUUCGUCAGAUGCUGAAAUCAUGCACAGAGUAAUGAGGGGCAAAUUCUCGAUGAGGGGUACUCGCUGGUCUCCAGUGUCAGACGUGGCGAAAAAUCUCAUUGAGCAGUGUCUGAACAAGGAUCGGCAGAAAAGAAUCACCGCCGCAGAUGCUCUGAAUCACCCCUGGUUCCAGCGCCCUGCAGAAGCGAGUGGGAUGCCAUUACAUCCAGAUCUGCUGGCAAAUUUGAAAGCCUUUAGUACCGAGAACCGAUUCAAAAAGGCUGCCUUGACUGCGGCGGCCUACCAACUUACCGAUGAGGAGCAGGAAGAAAUCCGCCAAACUUUCCAGAGGUUGGACAGCGACUGCGACGGGUUUGUGACACUUGAGGAUUUACAGACAUGUUUUCAAGAAAGUGUCGAUCUCAGCCCGUUGCUAAACGUGGCAGAGGUCAUGGACAAUCUGGAUCACAACCAAGACGGCCGACUGGAGUACACCGAGUUCAUUGCUGCCGCAAUGGACCAACGCCUUCACAGGAACGAGCAGUUGUGUUGGCGAGCUUUCAAAGCUUUCGACAGGGAUGGCGACAAUCGAAUCACGUAUCCCGACUUGCAACACGUCCUGCAAGAUCCAGAUCUCCUACACGAAGUUCCGAACUGUCGGAGCGCCUGGCAGUAUUUCCAAAAGAUGGACGUGGAUGGUGACGGCGAAGUAACCUUCGACGACUUCAUGCGGAUGCUUCGCGCACAAAACUCUCCUACAUCGCCAUCUAUAUUCAAUCAGAUGACCUUCGGAACUCUAACGGAAGGGCCAUUCAAGGAUUACAGCUCCGAUAGUACAGCAUCCACAGAUGAGCCUUUGCAGGGUUCGCCACACUAG
This is a messenger RNA of Symbiodinium sp. CCMP2456, 2004 nucleotides long. The record is from the annotation of a GenBank genome assembly. NCBI's taxonomy places the organism in Eukaryota, Dinophyceae, Suessiales, Symbiodiniaceae.